UUUACGCACCAGAGUUCAGCGCGAGAGGAGGAAAACCACAGGACUUAACUUUUUACAAGCGAGUCACAGAUUAACUUCUUUUACCUGGAGCAACAGACUGAUGACGUGUCUCUGCUCAGGCGACGGAUGAGAGGAGCUGUCGACUCACGGAUUCGAUGAUUCUUCAGAGCGAGACCAGAUGUGAUUCGGGUUUUGUUCCACUGUCGCCCACGAACAGCGGACCCUCCAUGAGCUGACCUCUGACCCUCGCACCAUGAACGUCCCUCAGCAGGCAAACCCCCAGUUCCACUACGAGGUCAAUGGCAGAGCUGGAAGAAACUCCAGACCUGGUGAAGAUACCGCUCUGAGCCAGGAGGUGCAGGAGUGCAUCCAGUUCUUCGACGACACCAUCGUCUCCUUGGAGGAGAGCCUCACAGAAGAUUACCGGAAGCCCACGCCAAGGGGCCGCUCAAAUCCUUACCCGGGGGUCACUGUUCCUUCAGUCAUGACCGGACCGCUCAGUCCCAACCAGGACAUUAUAGACCUCGUCCGCCCGGGACCAGACCUGGUGCGGACGAGAGAGCCGGUCUUCAACCCCACCAGUCCAGAUUUCCAGAGUAUUGUGGCACACACUGAAAGCCACUUCGAGAUAAAGCCCUGGCGCGAUCAGAUGGAGAGUUUGCCUUCAGAGUACAACCCCCCCCUACCGAGUGGCAGCUAUGGGUCGACAGACUCCUCCUACCACCCUCCGGGCUGUAUCCCCACUCCUGUCCUUAUCGCGCAGCAGAUGGCAGGGAACCAGGCGCGUGGAAACUCCAACCUCCUUCGCCAUCGCAGCUCUGACUCCGACCAUCCACCGAGUCCCAACUCAGAUCAACCAGGGAAACAGGGUCCUCCUACCUCUGCUAGGCCGUCCCGGUUCCCAGCUAACAUCAGCGUGAUCCUCGGCAACAAGGAGCACCAGAACCAGUCUCUGGCUAACGUGAACAUUCAUGAGAGACGGGCCCAGAUGCUUGCAAACCUCACGGGAACGUCAAAUCCUUUGCUACAGGAAGAUCCUGAGCCGGCCGCGGAGCAGCAGGCUCGAAACACUCCGACCCGCAGCAUUUCCUUCAGGGAUCCUACACCAGGCAUAUCCAGGAUGGAGGCUCUGUCCAAGCUGGGCCUCAACAGGAACCGGGCCAUGUCUGGGGGCACGUCGGAGCUUCCUAACAGCGCCCCACUGGACACUCGCCCAGGUGCCAGUGUUUCCUCAACACCAGGAACCACCGCCAACGCUACAACACCACCUCAGAGCCGCAGUUACACUGACAGAAGAACGGAGAUUCUGCGAACGCCUUCCAUCACGAGCCUGGAAGAAAGACAUUCCCAGCCGAGCCCCUCCCCUCCGGCGGUCACACGUCGCAGUUUCUCUCCAUCUCCUUUAGAAAAUAAAGCAUCUCUCCCCCCCCCACCUGAGGUCACCUCCAACAGCUAUGGAGGGAAAUCCAUCGUGGUCAACCCUUCUGUUUCCAAAGGUGAACCUGUAUCCUCUCCACCUAUCCCUGAUCCCAAAAGCCACCCACCUGCACUGGCUAACCCCAGCGAGUUCAACACCUACGGAGGAAAGACCAAAGUCAUGAGCCCUGCUCAUACGGCCGCGACCAGGAACAACCUUCCCGACAUCCUCAGCUCCCACAUCAACAAGAGUCAAUCAUUGCCUCCCAGAUUAGAGCUGCUGCCCAUUGAGCCCAACAGCUACGGAGGAAAGAGCCGAACCAUCAACCCUUCCUCGGGGUCAAAUCGCCCCUCAGAACCCCCAGCAAGGAGUUUCAAACAUCCAGCGCCGGCCCCGGCCCCGAGGCCCCCCCCGCAGUCCUACCACGGCCCUGCCGCUCAGCAGAAAGCAGCAGCCGCCAUCCCCGAUCACAAGCGAAGACCCAGCUCCUUGUUCCGUCCCCAGGGAAUCACCGUGCAGUUUGCUGGACGGGGAACUUCGGACGAAUCGCGCAAGGAGGCGUUGAGGAAACUGGGGCUGAUGUAAAAAGAAAAUCUUGAUGAACUCGGUUAUUGUUCAGUCUCCACCUGCGGAGCCUGAACCUGCGGGUGGAGGUGGUUUCCUUUAAGUUUCUCCAUGUGUGACUUGAGUUUGAGGUGUGGUUGGUUUGUUUGCAGAGAGACAUACUUUGACCGAGGAGCUGCAUCUCACGAUGAACCUGCUCAACCAGUUCCGACAUGAACACGUUUCCGUGCAGCAUCUGUGCAAUCGACCCUCUGUAGGUGAUUUGUUCGGCCUCUGAUCAAAGACAUCGCAUACGUCUGCACUUUAGUUUGGGUCAAAGUGAAGAGAAGCAACGGACGAUACUUCCUCUCCCGUCUCUGACAAAUAAUCUGAUUGUGAACAUUUAGUUUUUUUUUAAUCUUUUAAUCAACACUUUCCUCCGACAGCAACUUGAAAUGAUUUUUCAUUCACAGGCUGUGAAGACUUUAUUUACACUUUUCUGUUUUUACUCGUUUGUUUACCGACUUUGGGCAUUUUAUUCAGCUGGUGGGAGUUUUUUUUUCUGUCUGGGUUUUUCGGGCAAGAAGAAAGUUGACAGCACUUUUCUCGAGAGGAUUCGUCGAAGUCACAGAGUUCUGUGUUGUUGUCGUGGACUAACGACAAUAACGUGAAAAGGAGCAGACCUUCGUGGAAGAUGUGGAGCUGAGCUGCUGGAGGAUAUUUUUACUCUGUGGACGAACCUCCCACACCAAACCACAGACUGUGGAAUGGGCUCGUGGGUUUGACUCUUACUUUUCAGAGGGAGUUCUUCUCAAUCUGCUCUUCAGGAUCGGGCGAGCAAAUCGUAUUGUACGAAUCACAAGCACUAAACCCACAGAGUCUAGAAAUACAUCCUGGUUUACUGAUGUGUUUUUGUUCCUGUCGAGCUCUGUGUCGACAACUUGGCUGUUUCAGACGUUUGACAUUUUCCAAGUGUGUUAUUUAACUGUUGUCGCUGCAAAAGCAUGAAUGUGUGUGUGUGUGCGUGUGCGUGUGCGUGUGUCUGUGUGUCUGUGCAUGUGUGUGUGUGUGUGUUUGUGUGUGUGUGUGUCAGUGUGUACGUUUACGAUGUUUAACCCAGACUCCGGCCUCUGUAGUUCCCCUACAGUUACUUUUGAAGUUUAUUUUCACACAGAAAAACUCUGUGUGAAUAGUUUUUGUGAAUUUUGUUUACAGACUCCGGUUCCCUGUAGCUCCUCUACAGACUUUUUGAAGUAUCUAAUGGUGCAUAUAUAUAUAUAUAUACAGUAAAUAACUACAUUAUGAGGAAAUGUUUCUAAGAGUCUACACAUCUGCACAGAACAAGGACUUUUACAAUCAGUGCAUCUAUGUUUGGUGAACAGAUCAGUGUUCACAUGGCAGUUGCUGUUUUGCUAACAGCCUGGUCGACUUUCUGACUUUUGAAAUGUCCACAUUAUAUAUAAAUAUAUAAAUAUGCUCUAAUCUUAAUAUAUGUAAAGAUGAAUUAUUGUGAAUCAUUAAAUGAAACAGUAAAACGUC
This is a messenger RNA of Hippoglossus stenolepis (Pacific halibut), 3499 nucleotides long. Its product is annotated as proline and serine-rich protein 2. The record is from RefSeq and is a predicted model, not a curated record. The transcript is spliced from 4 exons. The coding region runs from base 254 to 2002 and encodes 582 amino acids. Lineage: Eukaryota; Metazoa; Chordata; Actinopteri; Pleuronectiformes; Pleuronectidae.